UUAUUAUUAUUAUUAUUAUAUUAUUAUUAUUAUUAUUUUAGAGUUAUGUCUACAGAACUAUCGAUUUCAAAAGAGAAGCCUUUGUUAUAUACCAAAGAUAGACUACUAAGGCUUUAUGGUCUUGAUCUGUUUGCUGCAUUUUCUUCUGCUGCUAUGGUUUCACCUUUUAUUGCUAUUGUAGACAGAUCGAUUAUUGAAAAUUUAAACGGUAAAAGACAAUUAACAGAUGGCUUAAAAUACGGCUUGCGUUCAUUUCUGUCAAAUCCUUUUCAAUUUACUGUAUCACCACAAUUCCGUAUUGUACUCGGUCUCUAUUUCUCAACUUAUACAACGGCUAAUCUUGUCGAAACAACCUGUGAAAACUAUUCAGUAGAUCCUGUCAAGACAUCUUUAUAUAAAUUUAUCACAACCAGCAUAACCAAUAUUGGUUUAUGUGUCUAUAAGGAUAAAGUGUUUGCUCGUAUGUUUGGUUUUACAGCACCUCCUUAUAUUGCUAGUUGGCUUCAACAGACUGCCUCUUUCAGCCAGAAAUCAUCUCAGGUAGCAGCUCAACUUGCUUGCCCUGCUAUUGUUCAAUUAGCAAGCACACCUGUUCAUCUGUAUGCAUUGGACAUCUAUAAUCGCCCUGGUGCCACCAUAGCCAAUCGUACAUUUCUUAUCCGUAAAGAAUAUCUCAAGAGUACAUUAGCCCGUAUUGGUCGUAUUGGUCCUGCAUUUGGUAUUGGUGGUGUUGGCAAUACGUUUAUUAGAAGUUACAGAUCACGUAUAUAAAUUAUUUAAUAGAA
Messenger RNA from Gilbertella persicaria, 785 nucleotides. RefSeq lists its product as uncharacterized. NCBI's taxonomy places the organism in Eukaryota, Fungi, Mucoromycota, Mucoromycetes, Mucorales, Choanephoraceae. The transcript has 3 exons. Bases 46 to 771 code for a protein of 241 amino acids. The record is from RefSeq and is a predicted model, not a curated record. Gene Ontology annotation, cellular component: mitochondrion.